Messenger RNA from Epinephelus lanceolatus (giant grouper), 3082 nucleotides. RefSeq names its product glucose-6-phosphatase catalytic subunit 1-like. Lineage: Eukaryota; Metazoa; Chordata; Actinopteri; Perciformes; Serranidae. Gene Ontology annotation, biological process: glucose 6-phosphate metabolic process; gluconeogenesis. The record is from RefSeq and is a predicted model, not a curated record. Gene Ontology annotation, cellular component: membrane. Gene Ontology annotation, molecular function: glucose-6-phosphatase activity.
AGCCCGGGUUGUAAAGCUCCGACAUCACGUCCCGGUAUUUCUGGUGCUGUUCUACCACCUCCGGCCUUCACCUGGUACUCCACACCUGGUACCUGUGCAGCCUGAUAAUGAUGGGCCGUGCUCUCUGCCCCUGCUUCAGUUUCUCAGAUAGCGUACAAUGAGCUCUGUCACAUUCUGGUGGUGAUUCCAGGAAGCCUUUGCCAAAAACUUCCAUGAGCAGCUCUGCAAAGAAGGUUGUGGGCCGCGGCCCCUCCACUGACUCAGUUGAAAUGGACUUACUCCAUAGGUGUGGUGUGAGCAGCACACACUACCUGCAGACCCACUUUAGCCACAGACAGGGCUACUUCCUGUCAGUCUCCAUGGCAACUGACCUACGCAACACCUUCUUCCUAUUGUUCCCCAUAUGGUUUCAUAUAGAGCAAGCUGAAGCCAUCAAACUGGUGUGGGUGGCAGUAGUGGGAGACUGGGUCAACCUGAUCCUGAAAUGGCUUCUUUUUGGAGAGCGUCCCUAUUGGUGGGUUCAGGAGACGGGUUACUACGGCAACUCCUCCCAACCAAUAAUAGAGCAGUUCCCCAUGACCUGUGAGACUGGGCCAGGAAGUCCAUCAGGUCAUGCCAUGGGGACUGCAGCAGUCUACUAUACCAUGAUGUCAUCACUUGUUGCCAUAGUGCUGAAGACAGAAGAACAUCAAAUCAGGAAAUGGUGUGUGCGUGUCUCACUGUGGAUGCUGUUCUGGUGCGUGCAGCUGUGCGUGUGCCUCUCCAGGGUCUUUGUCGCUGCUCACUUCCCACAUCAGGUCAUCACAGGAGUUGUCAUAGGUAUCCUGGUGGCAAAAUCUGUCAGCCGGAUCCAGCAGAUCCACACGGCUGGCCUACGUUCCUACCUCCUCACCUCCCUGCUCCUCCUCUCUCUGGCUCUCCUCUUGUACCUGUGCCUCCUUCUGGUAGGAGUCGACCUCCUCUGGAGUGUAGAGAAAGCACGGUGCUGGUGCCGGAGAGCAGAGUGGGUCAGCGUGGACACCAGCCCCUUGGCCAGCUUGUUCAGGAACACUGGGACUCUGUUGGGUCUGGGCCUAGGGCUCCACUCUCCUCUGUAUGCACACUCUAACUCAGUAGUGGUCGGCAGGGAGUCUGAGGGCACCAUCUACAGGUCAGUCUGUUUAAGUGCAACACUGGUGCUACUGCAGUUAUUUGACUCUGCUUUUCGGCCAGCUGUCCACAGCGGAGCUCUGUUCUAUCUGCUGUCGUUCUGUAAAAGUGCCAUGGUGCCUCUGGCUACUGUGGCUAUUGUUCCUUACUGUGUCACUGCGGCACUGGGAUACAAAGCAGAGAAGCUAUUAUAAGGCGGGUGGCCUUUCAUUACAUGUACUGUUGCCUGGGUGCACAUCUUCACAUCAUCAUAUACUGCUGAAGCUGCUGGUUUAAACCUACAACAUUUGGUCAAAAGUAUGUGGACACAUAGUUUCAUGUCCUUUUUGUCUGGGUCCGGUUUUUCUGGUUUAGGCCUCAUAGUUCCAACACUGCUCCAUGCACCAUAGAGAAAUAUUUUCCCUGUUAGGAAGAAGCUGACUGGUCUGCAAAGAGCCCUGACCUCAACCCCAUCCAUCUCCUAUGGGAUCAGCUGGAACACCAACUGUGAGCCAGACCUCACAUAAAUAAUGUGUGUGUGUGUGUGUGUGUGUGUGUGUGUGUGUGUGUGUGUGUGUGUGUCAGCAUUAGUGGAAAAGUCUAUGAGGUAUUUUGAGGAAUUAAAGGCAGAUGGGGGCACCAACAUUUCCCCACAUGAAAGGGAUAGUUUGGAUUUAUUGGAUUGGAGUUGUAUGAGGUACUUAGCCAUAGUCAGUGUAUUACAUACAGUAGAUGUCAGUCUGCACGCACCCAUUUUGGAGAAGCAACAGGAGUCUGACAUGGGAGCUAAGCAAUGUACUGCUGUGAACGGGAGCAGCAGCAAAACAAGUUUUGUGGAUGUGUUAUAUUGAGAAUACACUCACUGCUUUACCUUUCCGUCAGACAGCCCGGGGAAGCUAUUAACGGCUUCAGUUCCCCAUCUACGGGGAAAGCCACCAGACACCAGUGACAAAUUGUGUGACCUUGGUGAAUCCGAAUUAACCCUUUCAAAUGGCAAGUUACACAAUAACACAAACAAACUAACUGUUCGAGGGAGCAGGAGACCAGAAACUCCUACGUUAAGUGAUGUUAAAUCACUGUUUUUCUCGAUGGAGUCUGGUUUUGAAGAGGGCGAUGUAAUGGCUUCAUUUUCCCAUUGGAAAUCACUGCAUGACAUUAAGGUAAAGCUGUGAAAAUCUAAAUAUAGGGUACACACUUAUACUGAUAUUCUAUUUUUUAGGUGGGACUUUUUUUAGGUGGUUAAAAUGUGUUUUGGAUAAGUACUCCAUACAACCCUACUUAAAAUUAAUCAGAACUAUAUCUUUCAUGCGUUCAUUCAUGAAUAAUCAUCACAGUCAGAACUAUAGGGUUGAUGGGUAUGUUGGAGUGUAUGAAGAGAACUUUAGAGGAAAAAAAGGGAGAAGGUAUAAGCCACCUGGGAAAAAAAAAUGAAGAAAAGAGUUGCACGUACCAUAUUCUUUUAUUGUUUAUUUAUUAUCAUUGUUUGCUAGCUAAGUUGCUUAUUUCUGUUGAUUUGUCAUGGUAUCUGUUUAUUUUGUGUAAUAGAUAUAAAAGAAAAUAAUAAUAUAUAUAUAUAUUGUGUGUGUGUGUGUGUGUGUGUGUGUGUGUGUGUGUGUGUGUGUGUGUGUGAGACCUACUAUUUUCCACAAAAGUUCCCACAGUUUUGGUUGUAUGACCUGAGAGGUUGUAUUUGUGGUUUUGCCUGAGCUCCUCUCGCUGAUUUGAGGUGGGUGUGGCUCGGUGGGAUAAAGGUGAUGCCACAUACAUGCACCAAAUUAGGAUUAAGCAAUGUUUAUUUCAGAAUCUGAUCACAUAGAUUUGGGUUUGUUUGGUUGUGUUGCCAGGUUCACUGUUUAUCAAAUCUGACUAUGACUGAUACAAAAGGAUGUUUUUAUCCAAGUUUUGACUUUGACCGUUGUAUAUUAAUAUCAAUUGUUCGAAGAUUUAAAUAAAA